Molecule: messenger RNA, 2378 nt
Organism: Dimorphilus gyrociliatus
Lineage: Eukaryota; Metazoa; Annelida; Polychaeta; Dinophilidae
Source: the annotation of a GenBank genome assembly
ACAAUUGAGUGUUUUGCUGCAUUUUGCUUUUUUUCUAUUUUUUUUUAAAUAUUUUUAAUUUCCUGUGAAUAGAUUACGCUAAGCGUGUAGUCUAUUCCUAAGGAUUUAUGAAUAAGAACUAUAAGAGACAAGAGUUGGUGGAAUAUUGUGGGGUAAAUUGCGUUUAGUCUUGUAAUGCAAUGACUCUUAAUCUAGCCAAAGAGAUAUUUGGAACCAAAGUCACUUGCGAUAAACUAGCGAGGGAUGACUGCCCUGUUGAAAACCUAAUAUCCAAUAACCCUUCAAUAUCUAGGAGGGGAUACGCUGCCGAGAGACACUUUUUUGGCAACCGUGGAAUUAGAUCUUUAAGACUUAAAUUGAUUGGUGGACAUAGCGUGUUGGGGUUUAUUGAAAUUUGGGGUCGACCAACGAAUAGGAAAGAUAUAGAAUCCGCAUUAUCAAUAGCCAAUUCUAAAACUGAUUUUGUCCGUGAUAUUCCAAUUCGCCAUUUCAAUAGUCAAUCUCCUCAAAAAGUUCAAAACGAUAAGAAAAAUGUAUGCGACGUGAAAGAGACAAGGGAUAGAAGAAGAUUAAAGAGGAAAUUAAAUGAAUUAUCUAAUGAUAGUAUUCCAUUGGAUUUUUUGGACGAUUUAACAAACGAAUUAAUGCUAUUACCUUUUAUUCUUCCGUCUGGAAAAAUUAUUGACAAAAUGACAAUUGAAAAGCAUAAUGAAGAGGAAACAAAAUGGAAUAGAAUGCCGAAUGAUCCAUUCACCGGUAUUCCAUACAACGAUAAAAGUAAACCAGUAUAUCAUACGUCACUUAAGGCCAGAAUUGAUGAAUUUUUAAUUCGAAAUGAAAAUGUUGGAUCGAAGAGAACAGUUGGUGGAAAAGAACAAUCCUGCUCAAAGUUGAUUAAAAUUGAUAAAGACCCGAAAGACGAAACUGUAAAAGAGACGACCAUCAAUUCUUUUACGCCUAUAUUACAAUCCUCAUCAAAUUCUCUUAGUGACGUUCUCGCAGACGUCUUAAUUAUCGGAUCUGGUAUCUUCGUUGCACCGUCAGGAGUAUUCCAGUUCUCAGGUUCUCUUGUAACUUCCCUAUCGAUUUGGUUAUUUACUGGUUUGUACUGUCUUGGUCAGGCUCUUUGCUAUGCAGAGUUAGGCACAGUUCUGCCCAAGUCCGGUGGGGCUUAUAUUUACAUAAUAAACAUCUUGGGUGAGAUUCCGGCGUUUUUGUGUGCUUGGAUUCAUAUUUUUGUCAAUGCCACAAGUUCUUUAGCGGUACUUUUACGAAUCUUUGCCACGUACAUUCUUCAACCUUUCAACAUUACGUGUAAUGAAAGUUUGAUUACGGCUACAACAGUUGCUUGUUUAGUGACGGUUGCCUUCUUGAAUGCGAGAAGCGUCUCUUUAGCCGCAAAAUUGCAGGCGUUUUUUGCUUUUACUAAAAUUCUUUCCAUUAUUCUGGUGGUUAGUUUCGGCUGUUAUCAUCUAGCAAUUGGUGGAUAUAAGAAUUUUACCCCAUUAUUCCAUUCGAGUGAUUUAGUUAUUGGAAAUCUUUCAAGAGCCGUCCUGAAGAGUUAUUUCGCCUAUAAGGGCUGGGAACACAUUGCCGCCCUUCCGGAGGAGAUGGUUAACCCUGAAAGAGAUUUACCAAUUACCAUGAUAGCCUCAGUUUCGACAAUAACCCUACUCUAUUUAAUUAUGAACGUGGCUUACGCGGGAGUCUUAACUCCCGACGAAAUUUUACGUUCCGAAACAGUAGCUCAGAGUUUCUCCCAGAAAAUUCUUCCCUCAGAGUACUCUUGGAUUGUACCUGUAGUAGUUGCUUUAGCGUCUUUGGGCUCGGCUAACGGCGCUUUUAUCGGAGAUGCUAGGUUUGUUUUUGCUACUGGAAGAUCGGGACAAUACCCAGAAAUAUUAGGAUAUAUUCAUUAUAGAUAUAAAACUCCUAUUAUGGCUAUAAUAUUAAUUACAUUAAUUACUGGACUAUACUCGUUUAUACCUGCCUUAGGAGAACUUUUGGAAUAUGCAUCGAUGGCUAGUCAAUUUAAAAUUCUACUGGUUUUAAUAGCUUUAUUAUAUUUGAGAUGGAAACGCCCGGAUAUUCAUAGGCCUAUUAAAGUUCCAAUUUUUAUUGUUAUCCUCACGCUAAUUGCCCUUUUAGUUAUUAUAAUACCGGCGUUUGUAACGAAUCCUACAACUUUAGGAGCGUGUUUACUAUUAUUCCUACUGGGAAUACCACUAUAUUUUCUCGGAGAGGUCGCGAAGAAGUCAAAUUGGAUAGAAUAUUUAAUGAAUUGGAUCACAAUCAAAUUACAAUUACUUUUACUUGUCCUACCUUUGAAAAAGGAUAAUAAGAGAAAAGAUAUUAUGGCUGCAUCAUUUGGAAAGUAG